Hemicordylus capensis (graceful crag lizard) is the source of this 4335-nucleotide messenger RNA. RefSeq names its product alpha 1,4-galactosyltransferase (P blood group) (gene A4GALT). The transcript is spliced from 5 exons. Gene Ontology annotation, biological process: protein O-linked glycosylation. Gene Ontology annotation, molecular function: acetylglucosaminyltransferase activity. The coding region runs from base 921 to 2180 and encodes 419 amino acids. Lineage: Eukaryota; Metazoa; Chordata; Lepidosauria; Squamata; Cordylidae. The record is from RefSeq and is a predicted model, not a curated record.
GAAAUGGCCAGGAGAUGUCAGUGCGGCAUACUUAAUAAAGGAGUGAGGCCACAUGUUACGAUAUGAGAGAAUUUAUGAAGGAAAAUAGGAUUAUAUAUCAAAAUAUUCCAGAAAUAUAUGCCUCAGCUAAAUGGUGUAGCAGAGAGAAAAGAUCCCUCGCUACUGGAAACUAUAGAACCAGCUGCCAGCAAAAGUUUUAGUUUGUUGCUUGGUAGACUAUUUAUGUUGUGUAUAGCUGUGAAGAAAGAAGGUUGUGUUUUAUAAGAGACAGUGGAGAACUUUCUGUCCCAGAGGAAAACCGCUCGGAGCUGCAAGCUUGUAUUAUUUAUUGUUUUUGGCGUGCAGAAAGAAGAAAGGGGUGCAGACAGAAAAAAGGACAGAAGAAAGGGGCAGACAGAAGAAAGGGCUAACAAGGGGUGCUCCGGGAUAAUGGCUGAAUCAUUUAUCUUUUUGGAGAAACGUUUAUAACGACCUCAAUGCUUAAAAGACUUCCUAAAGAAACAUCAUAUUUAUUUCUUAAAAGCAUAAGUCACGAGGCAAAAGUACCAACCCUGAGAGUUCUGGAAGAAAGAAGAAAGGGGUGCAGACAGAAAAAAGGACAGAAGAAAGGGGCAGACAGAAGAAAGGGCUAACAAGGGGUGCUCCGGGAUAAUGGCUGAAUCAUUUAUCUUUUUGGAGAAACGUUUAUAACGACCUCAAUGCUUAAAAGACUUCCUAAAGAAACAUCAUAUUUAUUUCUUAAAAGCAUAAGUCACGAGGCAAAAGUACCAACCCUGAGAGUUCUGGAAGAAAGAAGAAAGGGGUGCAGACAGAAAAAAGGACAGAAGAAAGGGGCAGACAGAAGAAAGGGCUAACAAGGGGUGCUCCGGGAUAAUGGCUGAAUCAUUUAUCUUUUUGGAGAAACGUUUAUAACGACCUCAAUGCUUAAAAGACUUCCUAAAGAAACAUCAUAUUUAUUUCUUAAAAGCAUAAGUCACGAGGCAAAAGUACCAACCCUGAGAGUUCUGGAAGCAGGAGCUAUCAGCAUCACAUCCCUCCAGUGGCUAUUGUUGGUGUCUCCCAUGUGUUUCAAAAACUCUCAUUCUGGUUUUGGUGAAAGCUUGAAACUCUACAUUGCACAGACCAUGUGCAAGGUGACCAUCUCUAAGCCGAAAUUAAGCAGGACAGUCGCAAAGCAUAAACUCUGGGUGUUGUUUAUCAUUAUCUUUAAGUUCAUGUGCAUCUUGGUCUACUGGAGAGUCACAAGGGAUGCUGAAGAAAAGGGUGGGCAUUACAGUCUGUCUAUAGAGGUUAAGUGUACUCUCCCUCCCUCCACUCAUAAAUUUAGCUGGCCUUCUCAGUUGCCCAAAAACAUAUACUUUGUGGAGACAUCAGAACGAACCAAUCCUAAUUUUCUUUUUAUGUGCUCUGUUGAAUCAGCUGCCAGGGCUCACCCAGAGUCCAGAAUCAUUGUCCUUAUGAAGGGCUUAACAAACCAUAAUGCCACUUUGCCAAAAUACAUGGGUAUCUCCUUGCUCAGCUGUUUCUCCAACAUUGAAAUCAAAACUUUGGAUAUGAGCGACCUUUUCUCUGACACUCCACUGGCUGACUGGUAUUCACAGGCCCAACAGAGGUGGGAACCAUAUUUCUUGCCCAUCCUUUCUGAUGCUUGCCGAAUAGCCAUCAUGUGGAAAUUUGGUGGCAUUUACUUAGACACAGACUUCAUUGUCCUUAAGAAAUUAAAUAACCUCACCAAUAUGCUUGGCACUCAAUCCACAUAUUUAUUGAAUGGGGCCUUCCUCUCUUUUGAGCCAAAACACAAGUUUAUAGAACUGUGUAUGCAUGAUUAUGUGGCUAAUUACAACCGCUGGAUCUGGGGACACCAGGGCCCACAGCUCUUCACCCGUAAUUUCAAGAAGUGGUGUUCCAGCCAGAGCCUCAAGACCAGCAAAAGCUGUCAAGGUGUCACCACUCUCCCACAAGAAGCCUUCUAUCCCAUUCGCUGGCAGGACUGGAGAAAAUAUUUUGAAGUAGUCAAUGCUUCUGAGCUUCAUAAGCUGCUUAAAAACACCUAUGCAGUUCAUGUCUGGAAUAAGAAAAGUCAAGGGACACAAUUUCAAAUCACUUCUAAAACUUUACUAGCUCAACUUCAUUCCUACUACUGUCCUUCUACAUUCAGACUAAUGAAAAUUUAUCUCUAAAGGAAAUGACCUGUCAACUACCUCCUAUGGAUACAUGCCAAGCGACGGUUUGAAUGGAGUGACUGUUUGAAUGGAGGCAGCCAGGACCCAAUCGUUUCACCUCUUUCUUCCAUUGUCUGGCCCCUACCACAUGGAGGGGGAAGCAAGAUGGCACCCAUGUGACGAGGGCACAACUCAUGGUGGCUGGUACCAGCAUUUCAAAGAGCAGCAGACUUUUUGUGAGUUUUCACUUGCAGUACGUGUAAAAUACAUUUUGCUGGAUGAUGUACACUUCCUAUCUGUACUUUGCAUUUGAGGAGACGGUAUCCAGGUUCACUUUUCAAAUGAAUGCAAAUAUAAUAAUUAAAACAUGCAACAUGACAACAUGAUGCUGGAAUAAAGCUAACAUCUUUCUAAUGAAUAAGGCUACAAUCUUUCAAGAACCCUUAAAGUAAUAAAAUGGGUUUUAGAGAGAGAAUGGCUACAAUUUCUUUCAGUCUUAAGAUGGUAUCAAGCUAUCAGGUCAGAAUUAGAUGUGCAUUUGAAACAUUUUAAUUAUCACUUUGGAAUCUCCCCUGCUUCCAUUAUUGUGCCUUAUCAUACUUGUUAUGUCACUCUGGUUAGGGUGCAAUACAAACUUGUCCAGCUCAACUAUACUCAACUAUAUUUUGAAUUUAGAUAUCCCCGCAAAUCCUUCUAAAGCUCAACAUGUAAAUGGAGCAUUUCCCUCCUGCCCUAGUAGUUUGAAUGCUGCUGUCAUGACCAUACUCAGUAGGGUUUCAGACACAAGGAAUCCUGAGACAUGAUUUCCAGAGUGCCUGAUGUCCACAUGAAGUGGCCCUGAGAAUUAAGACAUUUGCCUGAGAAUAUCUAAGAUGUCUGCCCCACCUCAGCUUGAAAUAAAACACAAGGCUUUGGGGGCUAGCUUAUUGGUUGAAGAGCUGUGUGUGUGUGUGUGUGUGUAGCAAGCCAGCCUUUCACUCAGCUUUUCAGCAACAUCCAUUCUUCUCUGGAGCAGCAUCCUUCCCUCCCUGUGUGUGUGGGCUUUGCUGGUCGUCCUCCAUAGUGUGUCUGUGUAUGGAGUUCUUUUUUCACAUGACCUGGAGGCUGUCCAGCUCAGGGAAUAAUGACUGAGGAAUGAACAGAGGAAUGCUUCCAACCUUAAAGAUUGUCCUGCUUGGAGUUGGGCAAGGCUUCCUCUGAUAUCCUGCCUUCCUUCUUAGCUAACUUUAGGGUCAGCUAACAAAGCACCAAAUGGUCUCAGCUGGGGUGUAAUCAUCCAUUCAAUUUAGGCUCAAUGCUCUCAGCUGAACCAUACCUUGAGAUGAAGAUUCUGCACUGGAGGAAGGGUGGAGCUCCAAUUUUUUUCUCCUAUUUUUUAUAAAAUAAAGUGGUGAUCCCACUUUAUUUGGUAGAGAUGGAAUCACUCAUGAACACUGACAAGGAGAUUUAUCAAGAGUUCCUGGAUGGAAACUGGGUCAUAAAUAAUAAUUCAAAAGUCCCUUUUUGUGCUACUGGUGUAGAACAUGCACUGGAGCACAUAAACUGUUCAAUGAAAGUAGCAGAUGGAGUGCUAGGCAUAAUUAUCCAGCUAGUUUUUCCUUAUCUCAUCAGAAUUAGCAAGGUUUGCUGGAGAAGUGCUAGCAGAUGGCUGGUUUGCCACACCAACCUGAUGGGGAUAAAAAAAGCUGUGUUUAAUGAAAAGCUGUGUUUUGCCCUUAGCACAAGAGAUGCCAUUUUGUUUUCUGUAAGAAACUGUUUUAAGCUAUUGGGGAAUAAAUGAUGAAGGAAUAAAAUGCAAGCAACGGAGUUUCAAAAUGACUUUAGAAGUAUUUCUGUGUCAAAACCGCAAACAAUUGGCUAGACGGAGCAGGAUGUGCUUUUGACAUUUGACAUAUAGGCAAUUGAGAAAUGCUUGAGUCUGCGAGACCACAAUAGGGAAAACGGGAAGUGGAGAACAGGUGGUGUGAUAACAUGUCUGGAGAAACAACUUAUUUGAAUAUAGCCAAUAGCAUUGAUUCUACAGAAAAGGGGAACUGAGGGAGGGGGCUUGUUGCUUGUCACUGCUUGUUGUCAGAGAGUAUAAAAAUUGCUUGUAACUUCUUCUGCGGGUGUGCCACUUCUUGGGGUGCGCACCCAGUAGCUUUGCUUGGCCAAAUAAAGAUACUGACCAGAA